AAAGGAACAAUUAGGGUUGAAACAUCAUGAAGAUUUUAUUUCUUGGAUUUUGUCUUUUUUGCCUCUCUAUCCUGAGAGUGGAAUCGAAGCCACAAAUAACGAAACUCUUCCCGAUCCCAGAAGAAACAAGCGAUCCUCCACAACGAUCUGACAACGAUACGAAGCCUUUGGACAAAUUAUUCGGAAAAUUGCGAGCCACGUACAACUUCGUGUUUCGAAAGCCAGAGAACAUGAGCAACGUGGAGAAAAUUUUGGCCAAGGAUACACCUGACCCUGAUGUCGAAGCGCUUAAAGUAAUCUGGUCUAAUCGAAUGCAAUCAAAUUCGAAGGAUAAGGAAGAUUCGAAGAAAUCUCAACCCAAGGGAAUGUAUUUAGCGGCAAACGACGAAUGGGUGAAUGAUAUUCAACCUUUAGAUCAUUUAGAACCUCUAGAACCAUUGGAAUUGGAAGACGAAGUAGAAAAUCAUAAGGAUCGAGAGGUAGAAAUCGUUACACCGAGAACCAGUUUCCAGUUUCCGGUCACAUUUAGUCGUCAUCUCGUUGAUUGGCUUGGAUCACUUCUGGGAAUUACUUAUGGAGUAUAUUCUAAGUUAGCCAGAGCAAUUUAUAGCAAUUAUACUGCAAUACGUAUUAGCUGAUUGUAAGAAAUAUAUAUUUUAUAUUACUUUGGAUUUUUGUUUGUAUUAAAAAUAAUUGAAUAAAAUGAAAAGUGAC
This is a messenger RNA of Apis laboriosa (Himalayan honeybee), 714 nucleotides long. RefSeq lists its product as uncharacterized. The transcript has 2 exons. Lineage: Eukaryota; Metazoa; Arthropoda; Insecta; Hymenoptera; Apidae. The record is from RefSeq and is a predicted model, not a curated record. Bases 27 to 638 code for a protein of 203 amino acids.